This is a messenger RNA of Juglans microcarpa x Juglans regia, 730 nucleotides long. Its product is annotated as peptidyl-prolyl cis-trans isomerase Pin1. The record is from RefSeq and is a predicted model, not a curated record. The coding region runs from base 230 to 598 and encodes 122 amino acids. Lineage: Eukaryota; Viridiplantae; Streptophyta; Magnoliopsida; Fagales; Juglandaceae. Gene Ontology annotation, molecular function: peptidyl-prolyl cis-trans isomerase activity. The transcript is spliced from 2 exons. Gene Ontology annotation, cellular component: cytosol; nucleus.
AUAGCAGCUUCUCCUCUAUAUACAUAAAGCAAAGUUGCAGUUCUGCGCAGGCUACCCUUGCACCAACUCGCAAGCACAGUGAGAUCAACGACACCAUCCGUUUCUCUUCCUUUCUCUCUAUAUUUUUUCCAGCUUUGCAAAGAUAGAGACCGAUCGGAAGCGAAAGAAAACCUCAAAACCGUCUGCAGAUCGGACGGCGGACAGGGAAAAGCAUAAGAAGAAGACGAGAAUGUCGGCGUCUGCGACGGCCAAUCAGGUUAGAGCAUCGCACAUACUGAUCAAGCACCAAGGGUCUCGGAGGAAGGCCUCGUGGAAGGAUCCAGAGGGCCGGGUCAUUAUGAGCACCACCAGGGAGAGCGCCGUAUCUCAGCUCCAAGCCCUUCGUGACGACAUCGCUUCGGGAAAAGCCAAAUUCGAGGACCUCGCCUCUAGCUUCUCCGAUUGCAGCUCCGCCAAGCGCGGCGGCGAUCUCGGUCCUUUCGGCCGAGGCCAGAUGCAGAAGCCUUUUGAAGAAGCAACAUAUGCUCUUAAGGUGGGCGAGAUAAGUGACAUUGUGGAUACUGACAGUGGAGUCCACAUUAUCCUGAGAACUGGUUGAUUACUCUCAUGGAAAAACAUCAAACAGUGUGCUUCAAGAACGGAUUUAUGUAUUUUUCUCAAUUGCAUUUUGCUCCUUGUCGGAGCAACUCGACCAUCUUACGACUUAAUUAAUGAUUUGAUACUUAUAAUA